Molecule: messenger RNA, 450 nt
Organism: Talaromyces proteolyticus
Lineage: Eukaryota; Fungi; Ascomycota; Eurotiomycetes; Eurotiales; Trichocomaceae
Product: 60S ribosomal protein L23
Exons: 4
Coding region: 1-450 (149 amino acids)
Biological process (GO): ribosomal large subunit assembly; translation
Cellular component (GO): ribosome; cytosolic large ribosomal subunit
Molecular function (GO): structural constituent of ribosome
Source: RefSeq, a predicted model, not a curated record
AUGGCCGGGGAAAAGAAAGGUACUAAGGUCAGCAAGGCUGGUGCUGCCGCCAAAGCCGUUGUCAAGGGAGCUGGUGCCACCAAGACACGAAAGAUCCGCACCUCGACUACAUUCCACCUUCCCAAGACUCUCCAAUUGUCGCGGUCCCCCAAGUACCCCCGCAAGUCUAUUCCCCAUGAGCCUCGCCUCGAUCAUCACAAGGUCAUCAUCCACCCUCUCAACACGGAGAGCGCCAUGAAGAAAAUCGAAGAGAACAACACCCUCGUCUUCAUCGUUGAUGUCAAGGCAAACAAGCGUCAGAUCAAGGCCGCUCUUAAGAAGCUUUACGACGUUGAUACCAUCAAGGUCAACACUCUGAUCAGACCUGAUGGUUCGAAAAAGGCCUUCGCCCGGCUUACCCCUGAUGUGGAUGCACUGGAUAUUGCGGCUACCAAGCUUGCUAUUGUCUAA